UUCUCCCCCCACCCACUCUCUCUCUCUCUUCGUCUCUCUCUCUCUCUACCAAAACGAUGUCGCAGAGCUCACCGCCAUCACCGCCAGCACCGCCAUUGAUACCCUCUGAACCUCAGCACCAUUCUUUCUCCUUCAAAACCCUAAGCCCAAGCCUCCUCAUAAUCCUCCUCAUCCUCGCCGUCACGGUCGUCGCCUCAAUCUCGCUCUGCUUCCUCCUCCGCCACCUCAACGGCCGCUGUCUCCGCCGCCUCGCCCCGUCCUCAGCCGGCUCAGCACCAGCCGAGUCACGUCGAAUCUCGACUCGCCGAGUCAGCCCCGACAACGCAGCCUCCCUCCCUCUCUUCACCUACUCCACCAUCACCCGCCGGUCUUCCUCUACCGUCUCCGCCGACUGCGCCGUCUGCUUGUCGAAGUUCGAGCCGAGUGACGAGCUCCGACUCCUCCCUCUCUGCUGCCACGCCUUCCACGCCAUGUGCAUCGACACGUGGCUUCAAUCGCACCAGACGUGUCCUCUGUGCCGCUCCCCGAUCGCCGCCUCCGACGCCGAGCUCAUGGCGCUCGUCUCCAAUGCCGGCGCUGCGACGAUGAACAGCGGAAGCUUCCGUCUGGAGAUCGGAAACGUAAGCCGCCGCAACCGAACGACGUCGGAUGAGAGCUCCAUUCAGGCCGAUGCUAAUCGCCGGUCCUACUCAAUUGGUUCAUUCGAGUAUGUCGUCGAGGACGAGUCUUCGGAGGUGCGGUUGAGCAAUGCGCAGAAGGAAGAUAUCAUUUUGGUCGUCGCCGAGCCACCGGAGCCGCCAUCCCAAGCGUUAGAGCAGAGCCUAGCCGCCGAGGUAGGCUCGGGGAGGACUAGUUGGCUCAAAGACUACAUCGACCGCCUAUCGAGCUCUCUAUCUUCUCGUGAUAUAUCAUUUCGCAGCUCGGGGAGAUUUUUCACAGGAAGCAGCCGCCGGAGUGAGGCUUCCAUAAUCGGAGAUUGGGGCUUGGAGUCUGGCCGGGUCGGGGAGGAGAUAUCGGAGAUGUUCCGUUGGCUAUCAGGGGUGUAACGGUAAAUAAAGGUGAAAUCCCCAAUUUUGCCAGCUGACGUGGACUGAGUAAAAAAUUAUGGGUGGAUUGAGUAAAUUUUGGGUGGGAAAAACUGAGAAUAAAGCCAUCUGUACCUUUAUCUGCACUGUACAUAGGGUGAAGAAGAUACAAGGAGAGCUUUUUACCAGGACUACGAUUUUUGUGCGGUAAUAUUAGUUUUACUGUUUCGGAAAAAAAAAGAAUUAUGUAGCAGUUAAUUUCCUUCAUGUGAUUAGAGAUUGUGAUUGAAACAAGAAGGUUUAGAAUAUUUGGUUGUGUUUGACAAUUUUUUUAUUGGGAUUUGAUUGAAGAAAAGAAAAGAGGUUAAAGGCAGCCAAAUCACUGCAGAAAGAAAUAGGUAUGUUUCAUACUUGUUCUGGAAUAUUUGCUUUACAUAGUCACCCAAAAAGAGCGAACAAAAGAAGAGUAAAUUGGUGAAACAAAGACAGAGAGGCCAAACAGAUUUGGUUGCUUUGGAAAACUUUUUGGUUGGUUUCCUUCUUUUUAUCCUUUUAUGUGCAAAAUAUAAUCCACAAGCUUGUACGGAAAAGUUUGUGUUAAAUUAUGGAGUGCUGUUGUUGUAGUUUAUUGGUUGGGCAUCACAAAUUGAUGGGUCCAAAAUGAAACCAAAAGCUCCUCACUUCAUCUACUAAGAAAAUUUGGACGUGUCACAUGAGGUU
This is a messenger RNA of Prunus dulcis (almond), 1745 nucleotides long. Its product is annotated as E3 ubiquitin-protein ligase ATL4. Bases 57 to 1046 code for a protein of 329 amino acids. The transcript has a single exon. The record is from RefSeq and is a predicted model, not a curated record. NCBI's taxonomy places the organism in Eukaryota, Viridiplantae, Streptophyta, Magnoliopsida, Rosales, Rosaceae.